CCUUCGUUUUACAAAACCGUUCGUCCAACGGAGGCCGCCGGAAGUCGACGAAGAAGAAGAAGACUGCACCACCGCCAAAGCUCCGAUGAUCUUCUCUUUAGUUCCUUCUCUACCUAUAAUCUGUCCCUCAAGGCCGGCGGCGGCGGCGACGGCGGCAGUCUCCGCUCCUACAAGUGUCAACACCGCCUCCGUCACGACUUCCACCUCCCAUUCCUUGGAAGCCACAUUCAUCCAACGCGCCGCCGAGAUCGCCGACAAAUCCGCUGGAUUGACAGCUCCUCAUCCGAACCAUGGGUGCAUCGUGGCUACUCCGUCCGGCGCUCUUGCUGGACAGGGCUUCCUCUUCGGCCAGGGUACCAAAUCGGCGGAGGUUCAGGCCGUGGAAGCCGCAGGCGAGCACUGCCGUGGAGCGACGGCGUUCCUUAAUUUGGAGUCCAAUGAAUGUCCCGGCGACGACGUUGCGGUUUCUGCUUUCGUCCAGGCAGGGAUUAAAAGGGUAGUGGUUGGGAUCCGGCAUCCGUUGCAACAUCUAAGAGGAAAUGCUGUGAGGGCUUUAAGAAGUCAAGGGGUUGAAGUUGAUGUUCUUGGAGAGGAUGUUCAGAGUAUAGCCAUUGAGGAAGCUCGAAAAGCUUGCCUUCUUGUUAAUGCUCCAUUGAUUUGUAAAGCUGCUUCUCAACUUCCUUUCUCUGUUCUUAAAUAUGCCAUGACGCUUGAUGGGAAAAUCGCUGCAACUACCGGUGAUGCAACCUGGAUCAGCGGCGUUACAGCCCGACACCGGCUCUCGGAACUACGAGGAAGAAGCGAUGCUAUUAUUGUAGGAGGCAAUACCAUACGCAGUGAUACCAAUCUUGAGCUGUCCUCUGCAUUAGAUCCAAGACUAACUGCAAGACAAAGUGGAGGACACACUCCCCUUCGUGUUGUAAUGUCAAGAACACUUAAUCUUCCUGAAGAAGCAAAGGUUUGGGAUACAACAAGUGGUAUACCAACCAUGGUUGUAACACAAAGGGGUGCUAGAAGGAGUUUCCAAAAAUUUCUUGCAUCAAAAGGCGUCGAAGUGGUCGAGUUCGAUACCCUCAACCCUCGAGAUGUAAUGGAGUAUUUUCACGAUCGAGGGUACCUUUCGGUUCUAUGGGAGUGUGGAGGAACACUUGCAGCUUCAGCCAUUGCCUGUGGGAUAGUCCAUAAGGUGUGUGCAGUGGUUGCUCCUAAGAUCAUUGGAGGGAGGAAUGCACCAUCUCCUGUUGGUGAGCUUGGGAUGAUUGAGAUGUCUCAAGCUUUGAAACUCAUUGAUGUUCAUUACGAGAAGGUCGAGGAGGAUAUGCUGAUCAGUGGAUAUCUUCAACCUAUAUCAGAUGUUGCUCCUGUUAUCCCAUCACGGGAUGCAACCUUAGCAGCUGACCCAGCUGUUGCUCCUUGUGAACCAAAUAUCAUAUCGUUCUAUAAUUCAUGGGAUCAUUAUGGCUCACUUUCUAACUUUUCACCUCACUCUGUUCAUAUGGCUGAUGAGAAUGGUGAUAUUAGUACUUGGAUGACGGUCGAGCACUAUUAUCAGGCUCACAAAUUCAUUGGGGUCGAUGAUCCUGUCGCACAAGAAUACGUGGAGAAAAUCAAAUCAGCACGAAGUCCCGAGGAAGCAACAAGGAUUGCAAGGCUAUUGCAGAAGCAGCGGCCUGAUUUGGUGAGACCUGAUUGGGAUACUGCCAAGCUUGAUGUUAUGUACAGAGCAUUGAAAUGCAAAUUUUCAAGCAAUCCUGGCUUGAAAUCCAUGCUACUAUCAACUGCUGGAUCUGUUCUAGUUGAAGCAUCACCACAUGAUCUUAUUUGGGGUGGAGGUCGAUUUGGAGAUGGUCUAAAUUACUUGGGGAGGUUGUUGAUGAAACUACGAGCCGAGUUCCUUUCUCAAUAGUCGAAACCGAACCGGGACGACCCGAAAUUCAAAUGAGAGAAAAGAACAUAAAAUAGAAUCAAUAAUCACUUUAUUAAAUAAAUCGUGUUCAAUAAGUCGAGCUAUGCUCGUGUUAUGUCGAAAAAAGUAUUGAUAUCGUAUGCAAAUAAAGAUACAAAGAGGUAUAUUUUUUAUGAAUAAUUGCAA
Messenger RNA from Cucurbita moschata (crookneck pumpkin), 2092 nucleotides. RefSeq names its product riboflavin biosynthesis protein PYRR, chloroplastic-like. Gene Ontology annotation, molecular function: 5-amino-6-(5-phosphoribosylamino)uracil reductase activity; NADP binding; diaminohydroxyphosphoribosylaminopyrimidine deaminase activity. The record is from RefSeq and is a predicted model, not a curated record. The transcript is spliced from 9 exons. Gene Ontology annotation, biological process: riboflavin biosynthetic process. Bases 86 to 1906 code for a protein of 606 amino acids. NCBI's taxonomy places the organism in Eukaryota, Viridiplantae, Streptophyta, Magnoliopsida, Cucurbitales, Cucurbitaceae.